AUGGCACCGAAACAGCGCACCACCGCCCCAACCGGCGCCCCAGCUACAACCACAACUACAACAGCUACCCCAUCAGCACCUGCUCGCUCAAGCAAAGCAAACAACACAGACGCCGCCGCCAUUGCGCAAGGAAUAUGGAACAAAUACGUUGACAAGACGCCCCAGCGAACCAAGCUGCUCGAUACCUUCCUCGCUUUCCUCGUUAUCGUCGGUGCUCUGCAAUUCCUCUACGUGGUCUUGGUUGGAAACUUUCCUUUCAACGCCUUCCUCUCCGGCUUCAGCGCAACAGUCGGUCAAUUCGUCCUCACAGCCUCGCUGCGCAUCCAGACAAACUCGGAGAACAAGGUGCACUUUGAGAAUAUCUCGCAUGAGCGGGCGUUUGCGGAUUUCAUCUUUGGCAGUUUAUUGCUGCACUUCUUUUGCGUCAACUUCAUCAACUGA
Alternaria ethzedia is the source of this 441-nucleotide messenger RNA. RefSeq lists its product as uncharacterized. Gene Ontology annotation, cellular component: membrane; oligosaccharyltransferase complex. Gene Ontology annotation, biological process: protein N-linked glycosylation. The transcript is spliced from 2 exons. The record is from RefSeq and is a predicted model, not a curated record. Bases 1 to 441 code for a protein of 146 amino acids. Lineage: Eukaryota; Fungi; Ascomycota; Dothideomycetes; Pleosporales; Pleosporaceae.